Hansenula anomala is the source of this 786-nucleotide messenger RNA. RefSeq names its product putative short-chain dehydrogenase/reductase. The record is from RefSeq and is a predicted model, not a curated record. Lineage: Eukaryota; Fungi; Ascomycota; Saccharomycetes; Phaffomycetales; Wickerhamomycetaceae. The transcript has 2 exons. Bases 1 to 786 code for a protein of 261 amino acids.
AUGAGUGAAUGGCUAUCCAGAAAAGUUAACGAGUUGAAAUUAUCACCUUUGGAUGUCCUUAUUGUUGGUGGUACAGGUGGUUUAGGAAGAGCAAUCGGUAAAACUUUGGCUUCAUGUGGUGCCAGUGUCACUGUUGUUGGACAAACUUUUAGAGAUGAGGAUGUUCCAAAUAUCAAAUUUGUUAAAGCUGAUCUUAGUUCAAUUGAAAGGUCCAAAGGCGUUGCGAAAGCACUAGAUGUUUCACAAACAGACAUCGUCAUAUUUACUACUGGUAUAUUUGCAAAUUCCAAGAGGCAAGAGACUGAUGAAGGGAUUGAAAAAGAUUUGGCUGUUAGUUAUUUGAACCGCUUAGCAAUGACAAAUAUAAUUGCACCAAAGUUGAAAUCUUCUGUCAAUUCUUUUGGGUUCCAUCCUAGAGUUUUCUUUAUUGGCUUCCCAGGAAAAGGUCAACUAGGAGACCUUGAAGAUUUAAACCAAGAAAAAAAAUAUAAUUACUACACUGCACAUAUGAACACUGUUGCUGGUAAUGAAGCACUAGUGGUCAAUAGUAAAGAUAAAUUCAAGAAUGUAAAAUUUUAUGGAUUGAACCCAGGUAUUGUGAAGACUAAUAUUCGUGACAACUUGUUUGGCAAAGGUUCAUACUUAUCAUCUUCUAUUGAAACUGUUAUUGGCUGGUUUACCUACACACCUGAGCAGUAUGCGUCAAAUAUGGUUCCUUUAUUAGUUGCACCUGAGUUGGAAAAACCUUUGGAGAGUGUUGAAACAUUCCUGGUGUAUUACCACUGA